AGAUGCUGGCGUCAAGGGAGGCGGGACUUCUGCUCUACACAGCAUGACGCCGCAUCACUAAGAGCCAAUCAGGUGAGCUCAUCUUGCACGGUCGUCGUUUUCCGUUUUUGAACCUCGCACAUGCGCAUUUCAUUUUGAACAUGGCGGCCGUACAAGGUGGUCUGGUCGACGCGGUUGAAAAGAAAGACAUAAAAACAGAACCAUCGGAAGAUAGCGGUGGAAAUAACAAUGCGAACGACGGCAGAAUCCUCUCUCCGCCCCCCGGCUCCAGCGCUUCGGCCCCUGGAGGUAACAAAACCCCGGCCGGAGCCCCGGAGGACCAGCAGACGCUGUUGGCGGUCCUGCAAUUCCUCAAAAAGAACAAUCUGGCCGAGUCCGUCGAAAUUUUGCGCCGUGAAGCGGGAUUACCGGAAGAUGCGUUGGACCUGAAGGCAGGUGACUCCUCGGGGGCCGGUUCGGGUGGUGCCGGGGACACCGUGGACCUGGAAGGAGAAGAUGCGAGCUCUCUGCUGAGCCGGGUGACCGUCUCAUCCUCCGCUGCAGCUCAGGCGCCAACCAAAGUAGCUCCCAGUGAGGAUCAGCCGGAUGUCAACGUGGUGCUGUCAGCUUACAGCCAGCAGGGAGACCCGGCGCUGUACGGGGUUUACUACAGUGGCCUGAAGAGGUUCAUAGAAUCGGUUUUGGACUGUCACCGGGCAGAACUGUCCCAGGUCUUCUACCCACUGUUUGUGCACAUGUAUCUGGAGCUGGUCUACAACAAUCACGAAAAUGAGGCCAAGGUGUUCUUUGAAAAGUUCAGCGGGGAUCAAGAGUGCUACUACGAAGACGACUUGCGUGUUUUGUCUAGCCUGACCAAGAAGGAGCACAUGAGAGGCAACGAGACCCUGCUGGACUUCCGCACCAGCAAAUUUGUGCUGCGAAUCUCCCGCGACUCUUACCAGCUGCUCAAGAGGCACCUGCAGGAGCGUCAGAACAACCAGAUCUGGAACAUCAUCCAGGAGCACCUCUACAUCGACAUCUUCGAUGGCAUGCCACGCAGCAAGAGCCAGAUCGACGCCAUGUCUGGCAGCUUGGCUGGAGAGGCUAAGCGGGAGGCUAAUAAGGCUAAGGUUUACUACGGCCUGCUGAAGGAACCAGAGAUUGAGCUGCCUCUGGAUGAUGAGGAUGAGGAGGCGGAGAACGAGGAGGGUAAACCCAAGAAGAAGAAACCCAAGAAGGACAGCAUGGGCUCCAAGAGCAAGAAGCAGGAUCCUAAUGCCCCCUCACAGACUAGGAUACCUCUACCAGAACUGAAGGAUUCAGACAAGCUGGACAAGAUCAUGUACAUGAAGGAGGCCACCAAGAGGAUCCGCCUGGGACCAGAUAACCUCCCCUCCAUCUGCUUCUACUCUUUUCUUAACGCUUACCAGGGUCUGACAGCAGUGGACUUCACAGACGACUCUAGCCUGAUUGCAGGAGGCUUCGCAGACUCUACAGUGCGGGUGUGGAGCGUCACGCCAAAGAAGCUGCGCAAGGUCAAGUCCGCGGCAGACUUGAAUCUGAUUGACAAAGAGUCCGACGAUGUGCUGGAGAGGAUCAUGGAUGAGAAGACGGCCAGUGAGUCAAAGAUCCUCUACGGACACAGUGGCCCAGUGUACGGCAUCAGCUUCAGUCCAGACAGAAACUACUUGUUGUCGUGUUCUGAAGAUGGUACUAUCAGGCUGUGGAGUCUCCAAACAUUUACUUGUCUGGUGGGCUACAAAGGCCACAACUACCCUGUGUGGGACACCCAGUUUUCCCCUCAUGGUUAUUAUUUUAUCUCUGGGGGACAUGACAGAGUCGCCCGUCUGUGGGCAACAGACCACUACCAGCCCCUGCGGAUGUUUUCUGGUCACCUCGCUGAUAUCACUGCCACACGUUUCCACCCCAACUCCAAUUAUGUCGUCACAGGGUCGUCCGAUCGCACCAUCCGGCUCUGGGAUGUCCUGACCGGAAACUGCGUCCGCAUCUUCACCGGUCACAAGGGUCCUAUCCAUGCACUAGCCUUCUCUCCCAAUGGGAAGUUCUUGGCUUCAGGAGCCACUGAUGGCAGAGUUCUCCUGUGGGACAUUGGUCACGGACUCAUGAUCGGAGAGCUUAAAGGCCACACAGACACCAUCUACUCCCUCAAGUUCAGCAGAGACGGAGAGAUCCUCGCAUCCGGCUCCAUGGACAACACAGUUCGUCUGUGGGAUGCUAUGAAAGCGUUUGAUGAUUUAGAGACGGAUGAUUUCACAGCAGCUACAGGACACAUCCAUCUACAGGAUAACUCCCAGGAGCUGCUGCUGGGGACCUACAUGUCUAAAUCCACACCUGUUAUACACCUUCACUUCACCCGCAGGAACCUGCUGCUAGCCGCUGGGGCCUACAAUCCAUGAGGCACGAUUGAAUUUUGAGAAAAUAAUCUAAUGAAACUUGAAAUGAUGUAAACAUCUGGUUCCCGAGCUCUGCAAGUAACCGAAGAGGUUUUGGAUGCGGAGGGAAUAAAACAAAACUGUUAACAUAUCACCACUGGUGAUCUAGCUGUGAAUGAAGCUGAAUUUUAGAUUAGGUUAUUUGUGUUGCGGCCCACUGACUGACUGUUUCAGGCUCCAAAUCAAGCUCAUCCAUUGCAGAAUUCCCCUCGCCUGAGGAAAGUGCCAUUGCUGAUUGAGGACUAUUUUUUUUAAAUCACUGCCAUGAGUACAGCUUUGCUCAACAUGUGGCUGACAUUUCUGUAUCAUAAUCUUUUAUAAUGGCUUACAUUGUAAAUAAAACAAGCGUUUUCUAUA
Molecule: messenger RNA, 2789 nt
Organism: Acanthopagrus latus (yellowfin seabream)
Lineage: Eukaryota; Metazoa; Chordata; Actinopteri; Spariformes; Sparidae
Gene: taf5
Product: TAF5 RNA polymerase II, TATA box binding protein (TBP)-associated factor
Exons: 11
Coding region: 141-2396 (751 amino acids)
Biological process (GO): transcription initiation at RNA polymerase II promoter
Cellular component (GO): transcription factor TFIID complex
Molecular function (GO): RNA polymerase II general transcription initiation factor activity; protein binding
Source: RefSeq, a predicted model, not a curated record